Molecule: messenger RNA, 651 nt
Organism: Suillus subaureus
Lineage: Eukaryota; Fungi; Basidiomycota; Agaricomycetes; Boletales; Suillaceae
Exons: 3
Coding region: 1-651 (216 amino acids)
Source: RefSeq, a predicted model, not a curated record
AUGGAUCGACUUUGUCACAAAGUGUCCAAUGCAUGUACACAAGUCAUUGCUUUAGAGGUAAAGAAUGCAGCAGCCAAACAGACUACCACCAAAGUGAAGAAGAGGACACAUGAAGAUGAUAUUCCUCCAGUGAUUGACAAGGAUUCCACACAGCUCAAAGCAUACAAACAGCUCGAGUGCCACAUUCAAUCUUCCACAUCAAAGACUCCUAGUCCUCCACUGCUUUCACAACAGUGUGACUUUAAGUCUGCAGCCCAGAUCCCUAACACAAUGCUGCCAGACUAUCCAAAAAUUGGGGUGUUGCUUGCGCUGAUUGAUGCCAAAAGACCAGAACUGCAAAUUCAUGAACUUGAAACAUCCCUGCUAGAUGCAGGGGUGGUUUUGUCGAGCCAAGUAAUGCUUUUACUGGAGGAUGUGUUGAGUGUCAUUGGUGAUAUGGGGCAAAAUCAAGCCAGAAUCCUCUGCAAUUUCGCUAAACAGAUAGUUCUGCCACUCCUUGGACUCCUCAAUUCCUACAAGGAGCCAGAAGCACCUAGCUCAGGGACUCAGGACAAAGGGAAGGAACAUGCUAUUGAGACUGAAUAUGAUAUGUGGCAGGAAGGAGAAUUGGAGUAUGGAAGUGGCAAGUAUGACAAGUAUGAGAGCAGGUGA